AUACAGCCAUCCUUAGCCACAUCACUAGCUUCUCACAGAAAUUGCUCUCAAGUCUUACUCAGCCUCGGAAGAGAGAGAGGAUUAAGAUCCAUCAAGAAUGGAGUUGGAAGAAUUAAGAGCAGAAACAGGAGAGAAAGUGUUUGAAGGAGAAGGAGGAGCAUACUAUGUAUGGUCCUCUUCUGAUAUGGCUUGCUCCAAUGUAGCUGCUGCUUGGCUUCAGCUUCAACCUGCUGGAUUCGCUCUUCCUCACUAUGCUGACUCUCACAAACUUGGUUACGUCCUCCAAGGGACUGAUGGGCUAGUGGGAAUGGUACUCCCAAACACAACAAAAGAAAUAGUUUUGAGCCUAAAGAAAGGAGAUGUGAUCCCAGUCCCUAAAGGAGCAAUGUCAUGGUGGUUCAACCCUAAUCACUCUCAGCAACCCAUCACCAUAGUUUUUCUGGUCAAACUUCUUCUCAGUCUUUUGUCCCUGGCCAAUUCACCUACUUCUUCCUCACUGGAGCCCUAAGCUUCUUAGGAGGUUAUUCCACAGAACUCAUCAAAAAACUUUACAACUUCACCACAGAUCAGGCACCAAGCUCACCAAAUCCCAAACAGAAUUACUAAUCAUUAAGCUCCCAGAAGGGCAUCCCAAGUUUCCUGAUCCCCAUAUAGACUUCACCAGAGAGCUAGUCUUUAACUUAGAUGCGAGCCGUGGCAGCGGGUCAGUUCAGAGUUUGACAAAGAGUGAGUUUGGGUUUAUGGGGAAGUUGGGUUGAGUGUGGUGAGAGUGAGGCUUGGAGGUGGUGAAAUUAGGGCACCAAUUCAAAGUGUGAAUUGUGGGGUUGAGGUGAUUUAUGUUGCAAGAGGAUCUGGUAGGGUUGAAGUUGUGGGG
Prosopis cineraria is the source of this 874-nucleotide messenger RNA. Its product is annotated as 11S globulin seed storage protein Ana o 2.0101-like. The coding region runs from base 98 to 508 and encodes 136 amino acids. The transcript is spliced from 3 exons. NCBI's taxonomy places the organism in Eukaryota, Viridiplantae, Streptophyta, Magnoliopsida, Fabales, Fabaceae. The record is from RefSeq and is a predicted model, not a curated record.